Bacidia gigantensis is the source of this 480-nucleotide messenger RNA. RefSeq lists its product as uncharacterized. Gene Ontology annotation, biological process: folic acid-containing compound biosynthetic process. The record is from RefSeq and is a predicted model, not a curated record. The transcript is spliced from 2 exons. Bases 1 to 480 code for a protein of 159 amino acids. NCBI's taxonomy places the organism in Eukaryota, Fungi, Ascomycota, Lecanoromycetes, Lecanorales, Ramalinaceae. Gene Ontology annotation, molecular function: 2-amino-4-hydroxy-6-hydroxymethyldihydropteridine diphosphokinase activity.
AUGCCUGCUCUCGUGAUGAGUCUCUCUCGCCCUGAUUAUGACCGUAUCAAGCUCGAUGAGAAAAGGAUGGCACACAAAUCCGGCACACUUUGCCAAAGAGCCUAUAUAGCAUUUGGUAGUAAUGUUGGGCAGAGCGUUUCUCACAUAGAAAUGGCCGCUAAAUUGAUGGAAGAGCGCGAAAUCCUGGUAUGGCGUACGAGUGCAAUGUACCAAACCAAACCUAUGUAUCUAGAGGACCAGCGGGACUUUCUGAAUGGUGUAUUCGAGAUUGAGACAGAUAUGACUCCCGCAAACUUGUUAAAAAAGCUGAAGAGCAUCGAGAAGGAACUUGGUAGAAUCAAAGGUAUUGAGAAUGGUCCACGUCCAAUUGAUCUGGAUAUUUUACUGUAUGGAAAGGAGACUGUCAAUACCUCUGAUCUGAUCAUUCCACACGCGAGAAUAAUGGAGAGAGAAUUUGUUCUGAAGCCUUUGUGCGAGUGA